CACUCAAUUGUGACGAUUGCGACUGGCGAGUGGAGAAGCUCGAUCACCCGACCAAAGACAACCUUGGCGUGCGGAUCCAAUGCAACAACCCAGCCUCCCUUCUGGAUCGCGUCACCACUCUGCGCUGUCAAGUUUCGCAGACAAGGUUGAGUCUUGGUAUCUUGAUGCAUGCGUCGUCGUCCAUUUUCGGAGUGGAAUCCUCUUUGGCAUAGCCGAAAUGGAUCCUGGGCUAACAUCUUUUGGCUUGGUCCAACCCAGGAACUGCUGGAAUGUAGCGUCAUCCUGAAGGACCCGACAAACAGCAUCUCCAGCAUUAAUCCAAUGAUCCCGGUCAGCGUUGUACCAGAGGCCCCCGCACAGUGCUUGACGGUUGCUGUAAACCGAGCACAGUCGAAACACGGCAUUGUAGGACUCCUGGAUCUCUGUCGCGCUUCUGAUGGGGGGCCCAAAGCGUCGAAUGUCGUCUGCUAUCAUCGAAUGCAUCAAGAAUGUUCGCAACAGCAACUUCAAUUUCGGCCAGGUCCCCAGCUGCUUUCAUGAGGGAAAACUCCUCGGGUGUUGCGAUGCCGUGGACGUGGAAAGCAAGGGUUUGCAUCAAAGUCUUGAAAUGUUUCCCGAUAAGAUUGUUCUUUCUGUGGACUGGAGUCGAAUCGCAAAUGUAUUUCAUGAUUCCGAGAAGGACUGUAUGCAGCAGCUCGAUGGGUGUAUCCUGCGAUGGAUCAAGGCCAAGAAGAUCAAGCAAUGGCAAUAUCUUCCACCCCUGGCCGGGGAACGUUUGAUUUCAUUAACUUGAACUUGUCAAGCAGUACACCAAUCCAGUGUUGUGUAAUCUUGUCUUUCGUCCCCGUUGUUCUCUGAAGCUCUUCAAUUCGUUUCGAGUCCCCACGAGUUGCAAGCUCAAGCUGUCUUCUAAGGCAAAGUUCAUCAGAUUCCUUCUCGAUCUUUGUCCCGCCCCAAUGGCACUUUCGACAUGGAAAGUUCGCGUUACUUCCCAUAUGAGAAGACUCUUCGGACUGCUGUGGGUUGUCCGCAGGCAACGAUGGAACUCGAAGGAUGACACGGGCUUUUCGUUUAGUCGCUGCAUUGAAGCAUCGGAUGGGAUCAGUCUCGGUGGCCUUCACUUGGUCUCGAAAUGCGGAGAAUUGCUCAGGUGAAGUAGCAUGCGGUGAACUCGAGAGGAAAUGCAUGUGGAAUUCCUGCUGGAGGAGACGACCAGGGAGGCAACCGUUGCCUGUAUACAUAUUCAUGUGUUUAUUGUAUUGUUUCGAUCGGUUACCGGAGACAUCGUCGGCCCAGG
Mycena citricolor is the source of this 1297-nucleotide messenger RNA. Lineage: Eukaryota; Fungi; Basidiomycota; Agaricomycetes; Agaricales; Mycenaceae. The record is from the annotation of a GenBank genome assembly.